Molecule: messenger RNA, 5130 nt
Organism: Rhopilema esculentum
Lineage: Eukaryota; Metazoa; Cnidaria; Scyphozoa; Rhizostomeae; Rhizostomatidae
Source: RefSeq, a predicted model, not a curated record
GGCAGCCUGCUUUGACUCGGCGGACAGGCUAUUCCAUACUUUUGCACCUCUAUAAGAGAAACUUUUCAUCGGUAGCCUCAGGCCGGUCACCGUAUCCCGAAGGCUGUAUAAUGACCAGGACGAAUUUCAGGUGAAAAGGUCGCACAGGUAUUGCAUAGGCGGCAACCCCCUCACUUUUUUUGCAAAAAAGUGUUUUUAAGAGAAUAGAAGAAAAAAUAGCGCGAUAAAUCCCUUUACAGUAUUGCUUUAUUUCAAAGGAAUAAGCCGGGGUCUAUGGUGCCCGAUAAAGUAAUGAAUUCCAUUUUAAGACUGGAAUUAAUCAAACGUAAAAAACCAUGCCUUAAAAAUACAAAAUAUUUGCAAAAAGGACCGCGAGUAGCAGUCUGAAAUGUUUUUUACGCUAGUCUAGAGGGCGUGGUAGCAAAAAUUUUCUAUUCGCUUCGCUCGCAAGGAAGCCUCCUCUUUGGUUAUACCUAGUGCCUGCGACAACCACUCGUCGGCCUUCCAGUGUACCCCUAGCAUAACAAGUGCCCCAUAAAAUCAUAGGCAUAGAAUACCGUGAAGCAUUUCAGUGCGUUUUUCAAAAGUUGUUUUCUUAGUUUAAUAACGUUAUCAACUCGAGCCCCACUUUGAAUUUAUUGGCGCCGCCCCUGUAUUGUGGAGCCAGUUCAUUCAGGGGCUUAAAGACCAUUGUCUUAGAUUCAUCAUAAACAAGUUCCACAACGGUCUUCCACCCCAGCCCUUUAAUGAGAGGUUUGCUUGGGGCAUCAAAGCUGCUAUUCGUUAUUAUCAUAGCCAUACGGUUUUGAAUUUUUGUAACUGAUUAACUUGAGUUAAACCGGUGCAGCUCCAGACAGAACAGCUAACAGCAGUAUCGAAAGUGGGACUCCACAAUACCUGUUUAAAAAGCUUGCAAUGUUUCUUUAGGGAGAAAAGACAUGGCAAUGCCUUAAAAAGCCAACUGCCCUCGAUACCUUCAUAGAAACUGCCUUGAUUUGCUCUUUCCAAUCCAGGGAGCAGUCAAUUUGCAUACCAAGGUGUUUUGUUUUUUGACUGCCUCAGGCUCAUUAUCACGAAUUUUCAGAACCAAGUUUUUAUUUUGACUUUUGAGAAGGUUGUGGUUGGUAGAAAUCAGCAUGGAAUGAGUUUUCGCAAUAUUCAGGGAAAGCUUGUUGCCUUGUAGCCGCCAAGUGUCCAGUUUUUUAAGGUCAAUCAAUAUUAAUAGCCUCACUUAGCCGAGUCAAAUCGUGAGACUGGUACCACAAACUGGUAUCAUCAGCAUACAUGGAAACAGUGAAACCUCUCUGUUGAUUGUUUGGGGUGAUAUACAAAGAUAGAGUCCAUUCCCUAAGACAAAUGUUUCAGUUGCAGAAAGAGAAUAAUCCGAUAAAUUAAAAUAUAUUUUUUGGUAUCGCUCAACAAGCCACCGAAAGAUUUCCUUACUAGCAUACCAAUAUUCCUAUUGUUUUUUUCCGUGGUAUGUUUUAGUAUCCGCUGGUCAAUUUCAGACGAUUUGGGAUAUCUAAAAGAUGUUGGCCGAUGGCAGCAUCGCUUGUUUUAACGGCGCUUCUAGACCUACAAGAUCAAGAAAGCUGUCAAGGAUCUUGAAUUCUUGAAAAGAAAUCUUAAAAUCUAGAAAAGAAAUCCUGAAAUUUCAAAAACCUUUUGGCAGUUGCUGAAAGAUUUUGCAAAAUUCUGGCAUAUUCGAAGCCUAUUUGAAAAGAAUCCUUGACAAAAAUCAGUAUGAUAAUCAGUAUCAGUUUAUAAAUCAGCAUCUCUUAUCAUGAGAAAAGCGUUCACAUCAAGCACCUUUGCCUCUGCUCACCUGCCCAAAAAUAGCUAUCCUGUAAUAAUUUAGGCGCGAAAGGCGCAGCUCCUAUUUCCCCCUGCACAGGAGUCAAAUACAGUGAUUUGACUGGCUGAUAGCGCAAGCAAUGCAAUUCAAUGCUGAACGCUACUUUCCAUGCGCAGUAUCGACAACUUUUUUGGUCGACGGCAUUGGUCGACGGUGAUAGGCCAAGAUUCUUUUGUUUCCAGACAAAGGUUUUUAGAGUUCUUCUCCCCAACAAAUUGGAGACAUGCCGUUAUCGCAAGAGUACACGGACUUUUUCAACAGUUAUCAAAGUUAUAACGAUAUAAUUAAAGUGUGGCAUCGUGGAUUUGACAACCAAAACAAAGCUUGGAUUCGUGAUCAGUUGUUGCCAGUAUUGAUUCCGAAGCUGAAUCUUGAAGACAGGGAUUUGCAUGAGUUCAAAGUUCUUUCAGUGGGAUCUGGAAAUGGUUCGUUCGAUUUGCUUCUUAUAGAUGCUUUCCUGAAAGAAAUAAAGUCCCAGUAUCCAGGAACAACCAUGUCUUGGACAGUCGUCGAGCCCAAUUCUGUAUCAGUCCAGGAGUUUCAGAGAAAGGCACAGUCAACCGAAGACUAUUGUGGCCAUGUCAAGUUCGUCUGGGAAACAGCAAUGUUCCAAGAUUUUGUGGCAAGGCAACAGGGCAUCGAAGAGCCUCAAAAAUAUCACUUGAUAACAUUCAUAAACUCUCUCUACUACGUAGACGAAAGAUUGGCACUAAGGCAGUCAUACAACCUAUUGUUAGAAGAUCAAGGGGUAGUUCUUACUGUUAAAGAGGAAGAAAACUCAACUACACAAGAGGCUUUCAGGAUGUACGUGCAGCUUAUGGGACAAACGUCACGAGGGCUCACCCCUACAAAUGAAAUUCUCACCGAGUUACAGAAGGAGCUUGGUAUAGCCUAUGAUCGUUUUACUGCACCUUUAAAUGUGGAGAUAACAGAAAUUUUUCAAGACGACAAUCCGGUGGGUGGGGCACUGAUCAAAUUUCUUCUGCACAGCAAUGAGGACCGCAGGAAAUCGAAGGAGGGGGUUAAAUUGCUCGAGUUUCUGAAAUCUGAGUGUAGGUCGACAUGUGAUGCAAAUGGGGAACAUUUAUGCAUUGUCAACAAGCAGGAAGUUACUUUAAUAAUGAAGGCUUUGUAAAACACCCUUGCUAGUGGCUUCAUAUUGAUGCUAUCUAUGAUCUUUUUUGGUUUAUCUUGUUCAUGUCAUAGCAGGGGGGAGGGUUGUCAUCUUAAACGUUGGGAUGGGGAUGGGUUGGGUGGGAUAACCGCCCCUCUUGCCUUCUGAUAAGAGGGGCAAUUGGGACCAAAGUGCCCUCUACAUAAAAAGAGCCCUUGACACCGGUCUUUUGAAUUCGACACCUCACUUGCAGUUUACAAACUAAUUAGUCUCAAAAUCAAACAAUCCCUACACUGGGGACCUUAUCAAAGUAAACGGUUUAAGGGGUCACCAUCCACAUUUAUAAAUGUGUGGAUGUGAAUUACAAUUGCCGCUCUAGAAAGUUUUCUAUUUUGAAUCACUCUUCCGCAAAAGCUACGGAGAGUCACCUUACUAGAAAUAGCCUGCUAUAAGCCAAAAAGCCAUAUCAAAUUUCUCCAGCUAAACACAAUAGAAGAAGCAUCUGGAAUUUGGUUCUUUAAAAAAUCGGCACUGGAAAAGCUUCAAAUGUGAUAACAUAUAUAUAUUUGAAUAUGAAGUUGUUUCGGAACUAGCAUUAAAAUUACGAAAUGUGCUGGUUGUGACUCGGAUGAGACUGGAAUUAAAAACAGUAAAAAGGGAGAGGGGUCAAAGCAAUGGAAACCAAAGCUUAAAGCCUGUAACAUAUUAAAUACAUUUGAAAUGCCACAAUAAAUCAUCAGAAGAAAAGAUACAAGACUGGAUUACCAAUAAAGCUGAAAUAUCCAGAAAAUGUGCAAAGACGAAACUUUCCAUGAAAAUAAAGAUUUUGAAAAUAUAAAGAACGCUCCGAGAAUGAGUUUAGCUGCAAAAGAAAGCAACAUCGUCGAAACUAAAAAAGACAAGCCUUUAAACAUUAAAAGAUAGGAGAAGUUUGUUGAAGAAUUGUAUGAUGAAGAUAGGCAAAAUUUUACACAAUAGGAAUAUCAACAAGAUGAUUUUGUAGAAAUUUCUGACAAAUUUAUUUAAAAUUUGACAAUAAAAUUAAACAGGAAAACUAUUAAAACGGGGAAGUUUUACUUGUGAACAUUUUUAUCCCUGUAAGAAAAAAGUGAAAAAGCAAACAAAAAGACAAAGCAAUGAAAUGUGGAGAUCAAUGAGCAAUCAGCUCUACCGUAUGUCACAAUUAGUUCAGUCUUUUGAGGACCAUGUGGGAACUCAGAACCUAAAAAAACUAAAAAACCCAUUGGUGGUUUGUUGAUUGUGUCGAAAAAUUAAAAUUGAAACAGGAAAACUCGGACCAUCAAACUUCAUGCCCGUAGACAGGGGGGCAGGAGAGCCUUGCCCCCUAAUUAUCUUCGAAAAUUGUAUUUGAAGAUUUUAUAAGCGCAGCUUGAUUUGACAGUAUUUCGUAAGGCAUGUAUAGAAAAAGCUAAAUUUCUAUCCAUGCCAACCCCCCCCCCCCCCCCCAAUCCAGUUUAGCUGUCUACGGGCCUGUAAAUCUUCAACUGUCCAAAAUCUGGUUUCAAGCUUUAAAUUAUUUUAAAAUAGAAAAAAGUAAAGAAAACCCAAGUCUUUAUAGAAAGUCUUAAACCCCUUGUCCGAGAGUUUUUGGUCUGAGAUUCUCGAAAAUGCGAUGGAAAUGGAAAGCUUUUUGUCCGAAGUUUUUUUUGCCGUCAGAGAAACUUUCAAUUUGAACGUACCCAAAGGCCUUUAACUAUGUACAACACUAUAAACUGUUCAAGAUGAACACAAGGCACGAUUAAAUUAUAUAAACGAUCUCACAGAGCUGUUUUAAUUUCACUGAGCGGCCAGUGCAAGCCCGUCCAUCGGGCUGUGACCAAUGAUAUAGAAGCGCCGAAGGCGCUAGAUGUCUAACUGGGCAUAAUUGCCCAUUGAACUGGUGAGGCAAAAUCACUCAAGCGAUAAAAGGGCAAAAAGACGAUUCCGCAUAAGGGCUCAGUACGGGACAUUGCAAGUUUGACGAAGAAAAACCAAGAUUAUCGAAAAUUAGCAUAAUUUUGAAAGAGAUUCAGCGACUAAUGGGCUGCUUUGCUUUCAUGAGGAUUGGAUUGGAGAAUUCUCCAUACUCGGAUUUGCUGGAUCCGGUAAAUUGGCUAGAAAUCAACGACAUUCUUGCCCGAGAUGCAUGCACACUUCUUGG